AUGCUGGACGAUGUGCGUAAUGUUGAUUUAUGUCACACGGGUCCCGUUGGCCGCCAAGGACUGUCACCGGUGUUUGUCAACUCGAACGUGGACGGUUUCCUUAAGUGCGACUUCCCUGCCUUGCAGACCAACUGCCCAAUCGGCUCGGUUCGCGUGUACCGCUACACGGACCUGUCGGAGGCGCCGCAGUGCGACUGCAAGGCCUCCGACCCCUGCGGGCCCAACAGCGGCUGCAUCAACCGCGCCCUCCUCUACGAGUGCGUGCCCAGCGUCUGCGUGCACCGCGACGCCUGUCGCAACCAGUGCUUCACGCGCCGCGAGUACCCGCCCCAACGACCCUUCUGGACCGGGGAGGCGCGGGGCUGGGGCCUCAAAACCCUCGUCCCCAUUCACAAGGGCGACUUUGUGAAUGAGUACAUUGGUGACUUGAUUGACGAGGAAGAGGCCAAUCGACGCCUGCGGUUCGCCCACGAGAACAACAUCACCAACUACUACAUGAUGCAGAUGGACUCGCAGCGCAUCAUCGACGCCGGGCCCAAGGGUAACCUCAGUCGCUUCAUGAACCACUCCUGCUGUCCAAACCUCAACACCCAGAAGUGGACUGUCAACGGCGAUACGCGCGUUGGUCUCUUCGCUGUGCGUGACAUUGCUGCUGGUGAGGAGUUGACCUUUAACUACAACUUCUGUGCUCAUGGCCAAGAAAUGCUCAAUUGUUGCUGUGGCGCGGAGACGUGUGUGGGCUACCUGGGCGCGCGCCACGAGUCCGCGUCGACUGCCCCCGGCUCGUCCACAGACCUCGCCGCUGCCGGUCGCACUCCCGCAGGUGACGAGGACUCCACAAGGAAGACUUCGACUGCUCCACACAGGAACGGCGGUACCGUGGACUGCGGUCCCUCCGAAACCGAUCAUGGCGCGAUCGAUAAGUACGAGAAGGUCUGCUAUAGCUCCACGAGGUCGCUUGUCAGCUCGGUUCGCUCUGCCUCCUGCAGAUGUGGGCAAGAUGUGUGGAAUGGCCAGGCCCCACCAACCACCGGUGCAUCCCACGCCUCCAUGUCCACCAACUCGAGCUCCACCGUGAGCUGCCGAGGUCGUGGACGCAAACGAGCGACCACGAGGCGUGACGACGACGGUGGAGAGGAGACUGACAAGCAGUCGGUGUGUUCCACGCGCUCCUCUUCAACUACCGUCGGUGGAUACGUCGAACCUCUGGUCCUGUGCACCAAGGACGACUGCUCCAAGGCCUACCACCUCCAAUGCCUUGACUUGGACAAACGCCCCACCGGUCGCUGGUUCUGUCCGUGGCACCACUGCGAUGCGUGCGGUCGACCAGCCACGGUCUUCUGCAUGCAAUGCCCCACUUCGUUUUGUCCAGCCCACGUUGAAGGCAGCGUCGCAGUCCUGCCACCCCUUAAAGACGAGGCUCCUGCCCAGGUCGUGUGCCUGUCUCACACUGAUCUGAUCGCGGAAAGAAGCACACAAAGGGACUCCUCCUCCGACGGCGGUGAUGACGGUGAUGAUGACGAUGACGACAGCGAAGAAGACCGUUCGAACACCGGCGAGACGGAUUCUCAGAGGUCAGUGGGAGAGAGCGACACCGACGGCAGGUCCUCCUUCACGGCCACUCCCAGCCAGGGUCAACAUAGUCGACGAGGACGGCGUCGAAGUGGCAACACGCAUUCCCUGUUCCGCGCCCUCGCCGACUCCUGUAAGCGUCGCGACGCCGAGAUCAAUCGACUGCGCAGCAUUCUCUCACCCACCGAGACAACUCAAUAG
Molecule: messenger RNA, 1773 nt
Organism: Mesocestoides corti
Lineage: Eukaryota; Metazoa; Platyhelminthes; Cestoda; Cyclophyllidea; Mesocestoididae
Source: the annotation of a GenBank genome assembly